ACAAACCGUGUAUUAUAUAAUAAUGUUUAUCAAAUACACUCUGUGUAAUAAAUUGAUAGCGUAGAUAACCUAGCCUUGGUCGGCUGUUUAUUCUACAUACCGUCGCCUAGCCGAACGGACGUGUCAAAAAUUCAAAAUGGUGCGCGUUCCAACUGUAACUUUUAAUAACGGACAGAAAAUUCCCGCCAUCGGAAUUGGCACUUGGAAGUCGAAGCCGGGCGAAGUUACUGAGGCUGUGAAAACGGCCAUAGACGUUGGCUACAGACACAUAGACUGCGCCUUUGUCUAUGGCAAUGAAAAGGAGGUUGGAGCUGCCAUCUCUGCUAAAAUCGCUGAUGGUACUGUUAAGAGAGAGGAUCUGUUCGUCACCUCCAAGCUAUGGAACACCUUCCAUCGACCGGAUCUCGUGAAGGGUGCACUCCUCAAAAGCCUGGAGAAUCUCAACCUCAAAUAUUUGGACCUCUAUCUGAUACACUGGCCUCAAGCCUACAAGGAAGAUGGCGAGUUGUUCCCUAAAACUGCUAAUGAUAGCAUAGCGUUUUCUGAUGUGGAUUAUGUGGAUACAUGGAAGGCCCUAGAACCUCUGGUCGGAGAAGGCCUUGUGAAGAGUAUAGGAGUUUCAAAUUUCAAUUCCAAGCAAAUUGCAAGACUUUUGGAGCAUGCCAGCAUCGUGCCUGUUACCAACCAGAUCGAAUGCCACCCAUACUUGAAUCAGAGACGUCUAAAAGAUUUCUGCGAGGCGCGCAAUAUUAAAAUCACUGCGUACUCUCCCCUGGGGUCUCCGGACAGACCCUGGGCCAAGCCAGACGACCCUAGCCUUUUGGAAGACCCCAAGCUUAAGGCUAUCGCUGAUAGACUAGGAAAAACUGUUGCACAAGUCUUGAUUCGUUACCAAAUCGACCGUAACAAUAUUGUUAUUCCAAAAUCGGUGACAGCGUCCCGCAUCGCGAGCAACUUCGACGUUUUCGACUUCAAACUGUCACAAGAGGACAUGUCGUUGAUCGACUCCUUCGAUUGCAAUGGACGUAUGGUGCCUAUGACUGCGUAAGUACUUAAUAUCAUAAUUUAUUAUCACUAUCAUGACCGUUAUUAUAAUCAAUAUGAUUAUCUGUAUCAUCAUUGUAAUCGUCAUCAUCAUCAGCUU
This is a messenger RNA of Spodoptera exigua (beet armyworm), 1144 nucleotides long. Lineage: Eukaryota; Metazoa; Arthropoda; Insecta; Lepidoptera; Noctuidae. The record is from the annotation of a GenBank genome assembly.